GGCAGAAGCGGUCACCCGCAAGCCAGCUCCGCAGAGGUCUCCUCAAGAAACGAGAGUGAGAGCUGCCUAUCUGGCUUAUAUGCCUUAUGCGCCGAGGGCGACAGUUGAGUCCUGUAUCGCACAAUGGGAGUUACAACGACGAGUCCGAAGCCCAGAUUCCGUAUUGCAAUAUGCGGCGCCGGCAUAGCAGGACUGGCACUGGCCACGGUGCUUGGGAAAUAUGACCAGAAGGACUCCCCCCUCGAGGUCGCCAUUUACGAGAGACAUUCCGAAAUGUCUGUGUUUGGUGCAGGAAUCAGCGUAUGGCAGCGGACUUGGAGAGUCAUGCAAUUACUUGGAAUCGACGACCAGCUGGCUCGGGCGUCCGAAAGGCCACCCAGUAAAGCGCUCGGACCUGGCUUCGUGUACAGACGCGCCGAUAGAACAGAGGAUACUUACAAUUAUUACACCGUCAUGCUGCCCUACGGCUCGUCCACCAUGCAUCGGGCAGAUCUGAUCCAAGUCCUGCUUCAGAACGUCCCGCAAUCGUAUACUAUGCAUAUGGACAAGAAGUUGGUCAACUAUUCGGAGAUUCUGGACGAGAAGGGGGAUGUCAUGCACUACGAGCUGCAUUUCACCGACGGAACGACAGCAGAAGCGGACGUUGUCAUCGGAGCCGACGGUAUCAAGUCAGCGGUGCGCACGUCUAUGUACGACAUCGCUCACCGGCAGGACUGUAUUCCGGACGUCGACCGAGAACACUGUUCGAGGUGCUCUGCCGCGACGCCGAAGUGGACGGGUAUCAUCACCUAUAGAGCUCUUAUACCGACCGAGAGACUCAAGGUGAUCGACCCUGAGCACCAAGGCUUUCGGUACACACUAUGCUACUCCGGGAAGUCAAAGCACGUCGUUUCCUAUCCUGUGUCGCACGGCAGCUUCAUCAACUGGAUCGGUUUCAAGACGAGGCCAGAGAUGGAGGGCACCGUCUACGAGGGCAAGUGGGCCGAAGAGGUUCCAAAGGAAGAGAUCCUGGAGCUGUUUGAAGGCUGGGAGAAGGAAGUCCAGGAUAUGGCGCAGUGCGUCGACACACCUACCCGCUGGGUAAUCAACAUGAUCUCGGAUUUGCCCUUCUCCGUACGCGGACGCGCAGCCUUGCUCGGUGAUGCGGUGCACGCAAUGGAGACGCAUCUCGGGGCCGGCGCAGGACAAAGCAUCGAAGACGCAUACAUCCUCGGAAGACUGCUCGCCCAUCCCUUGACGACACUCGACCGCGUCCACGAGGUCCUCCGGAUUUACCAAAGCGUCCGGCUGCCGUUCGCCAACACAAUCUUCAAGUACGCUCGAGAGACGGGUCGUAUGUGCGAAUUCAACUGGCCGGGCCAGUACGACGGGAGCGACUGCUCCGACGAGCGCGAGCAGCUGGAUAAGUUGGGCAAGUCGAUCUACCGAAACUGGCAGUGGCAGUGGCGCGAGUCGUUUGACGAGCAGUGGGAUGUGGCGGAAUGGGCUAUCGAGCAGUUCCAGCGCACCGACGCGCAGAAAGUGCAGGCGCAAUGAUGAUCAGAGUACUUGGAGGUGGUCAACACUCGACAGCGUAGAAUGUAGACUACUCACCGAUGGGUGAGCCGUGAUGGAUAUGCUUGCUGCGUUCCUUGAGGCUUGACACUCCGAGCACUGCACGA
Messenger RNA from Rhodofomes roseus, 1661 nucleotides. RefSeq lists its product as uncharacterized. The transcript is spliced from 9 exons. Gene Ontology annotation, biological process: secondary metabolite biosynthetic process. Bases 124 to 1536 code for a protein of 470 amino acids. Gene Ontology annotation, molecular function: FAD binding. Lineage: Eukaryota; Fungi; Basidiomycota; Agaricomycetes; Polyporales; Fomitopsidaceae. The record is from RefSeq and is a predicted model, not a curated record.